UACGUGCAUUUCGCGCGCCGUUUCACCUGAAGGAGCACAAACUGUACGGUCAUAAUUGGUGCCUAUGUGACAUCAGAGGAGUUUACCCAUCGAUUGUGCUGUGGAAAAUUUCGCUGCCAAUUUUCACGAUUUUCUUGUUGAAAAUGAUGGUGCAUCAUGUGACAGGAUUCUCCAGAUUUCCAAGGUGAACCGCACAAGUCGGGGUUUUCCAGCACCGAGGGCUGUAUCAUCAUUCCGCGAAACUGGAGCUACAGAAUUCCAACCCCGGCCUGGUGCCGGGCCGGACUAAUGGCGUUAAGAAGAUGAAAAAGAGGAAGGAGCUAGACGCCCUCCUCAUGAACACCAUGAACGUUAAGAAGCUCGGCAAGGGUUCCGGCAGCGGUAAGGAGGGUCAUGAACUGCUGCGUAACGAGGACAGCUGGGACUCCAACUCCACGGAAAAUGACGAAUUCUUUUCACCACCGAGAAGGCUAACAAUAAGAAAACCUCCUAGAUGGCGUUUCUGUGCCACCAGUAUCCAGUUAUGCGUCUUUGUUGUCAUGGUGGCUUGUAUUGUCGUCACCGGCGGUCUGGUCUGGAUGCAUCUUGAUCUCAAGCAAGACUUAGACAAGUUGAGAUUGCGAAUCGCAAAAGUGGAAUCUGAAUUGGACACCUCGAAGGACCUAGCAUCGACAGUAAGCACGCUACAAUCGAAGAUAGAACAGUUACAAAGACUCCCAGUGCAGAUAAGCAGUAUUACUAAUCAGAUUGGUUACCUGAAUUUAACGUAUAGCCAGCUCCAGGCCAAAUUGAAAGCAGUCAAGAACGAGAUCGAUAAUCAACCCGCUGUCGGUAGUGAGAGCUUACAAGCCUUACAACAGUCAACAGCACAGAUCGGCAGUACGUUACAGGGAGUACAGAGCCUACAGACCCAACACACAGGGCAGAUAGACACACUCACCACUUCCCUUCAACAGCUGCAGACAAGCCUCACAGAUCUGCAAGGCAAUGUGGGCAAGUUGCAGCAAGCACCUUCAGUGCCUACGCCCGAACCCAACGAUCCCGCUUCUGGCACCAAUAAUCCUAGUAGACUCUCAAAUAUUGAAACAGCAGUCCAGUCACUACAACAGGAACAAGAGGCAACGUUUUCUGUCGUCACAAAGCUUAACAGCACACUGGUUUCUGUUGGACAUUGGAAGCAAGCCCUUAUGCCGCGGAUAGUAGCUCUAGAAUCAACGCCUCGCACCAGUGAUCCGUCCGACAGUGCCUUGGCCGAAAAAGUAGACCAACUACAGUCACAAGUUAACACUUUGAUGAGCAGCGUUCAAAGUCAGGCGCAUGAUCCAGAGACGGGGCAACAGACACCAAAUCCCAUAGAAAGUGACACACCGACAGACUGGAGACAUGACAUCGAAUCCGAGAUCCAAGCAAUACAGAAACGAUUAGACCAGCUCAAUCCACAAGAUCUCAACAACAAUCUCCUGAACCCCAACACGACCCGUGGCAUUCAGCAUCAGAUAGAGCAGUCGCUGUCCAUCUUCAAGAAAGAAAACUUGAAAUCGGUGGACGACCUGAAACAGGACAAUCAGGCCAUCUGGGGCAGGGUGUAUCAACAGCACAGCGAUAUUGCUGAACUGCAGAAGGAGGUCGAUGCCUUGAAAGUCAGGGUACAAGACCUGGAGAAUGAGACAGGACAUGUGCCAACUGCUUUCCACUUGACAGACACCACCACAUCAGAGUCGUCCACGCAAAUGACCAGCGAUUUACAGCGGCCGGUCAGAAUACCUGAGAUAUCGAAAGCAGAAGAUGUAGAAAUGAAUUUUUUUCGCAUGGAUGAAAACAACGACGAUUUCUUGACUUACUCCGAGCUAAGUGAUUUCCUUGGACCCGCCACACCUCCAGAAGACCAGCUGAUGAAGUUUGACAAGAACCAGGACGAUAAGCUGGAUCUAGCUGAAUUUAGGACGGCCCUAGGAUUCCCCGAAGAAUAAUUGGUGCUUGCUGGUAGAUAAAAUAAUUUUCAGUUUAGUAGUAAUUUAUUUACAUAUGGACAGGGGACUCAAGAUGCUCAGACCAGCUUUUCUUGAAAGGAGCAAAGCAUUUCCAAAGAUGGACAACUGCAGAUGUUGGCUUUUUGGAAGAAGAAAGGAUGCAGUUCGGUGUUCAAGGAUUGGAGAAACAAAACAGGAUUAGUUUUGAUUUUUAGGCACAAUUUAAGAAAAGGACUUGUGCUAAUGUCCCAACUGAAGGAUUUAAAAAGGAAGUUGAGAAGUCAAUAGAUUGUUUGGCGUUAUAGAACAAUCUCUACUAGAUUUUGCUUCAGACUAGUUGAAAAAUUAGAUUUUUUGGGAAGUGGCCGAUUUCAGGAAGUUGCAAGGUCAGCAACUUUGCUGGAAGAAAAAACUUUCUCGGACGACUUAAUCCCAGUGGUAUCCAAUGUCUAUUGACUUGUCAAUAGGCUGUAGUAAAAUCGAUCGAUACUUUGCUCAGAAUGGUCUCUGCAGAUUCAAUGGUAAACGUGUGGAGUGAUCCUCGGUUUUCCGUUCUUUGAGUUUCACUUUUGAUGUUAGGUUGAUCGUGUUCCAUUUGUUGGAAUAAAAUUUUAGACAUAUAUUAGCUUGAAAUUUCGUCUUGCUCAGAGAAAAAAGAGCUCACCCCAAAUUUAGAAUUGCUUUCUGGAAUUUGUCAUGAUGCAAUUUAGAGUACGUCUUCCUUUGGGUCUUUUGUUUGCAUCAAACCAGAAAAUGCCAGUUUAGAAAGUAGGCAAUAAAUU
Molecule: messenger RNA, 2752 nt
Organism: Patiria miniata (bat star)
Lineage: Eukaryota; Metazoa; Echinodermata; Asteroidea; Valvatida; Asterinidae
Product: EF-hand calcium-binding domain-containing protein 14-like
Exons: 13
Coding region: 303-1970 (555 amino acids)
Source: RefSeq, a predicted model, not a curated record